Molecule: messenger RNA, 399 nt
Organism: Striga asiatica
Lineage: Eukaryota; Viridiplantae; Streptophyta; Magnoliopsida; Lamiales; Orobanchaceae
Source: the annotation of a GenBank genome assembly
AUGUUCUUCCUUUGGGCCUGCCACGUAAAAAAGACGAAGAAGAGGAGAAAUUGGAGGUCGGAGGAUUACAACAGCGGGAAAUGGAAUUUGAUGGACAGAAAUUCGCUGAAGUUAUCGCGCGAACUGAAUGAUUGUCACUGGGUGCCUGAGCUCAGAGGUAGAAAACCAGUCUUGAUAUCUCAAAUUGAUGCUAAUGUGAUCAAGGUUAAAGACCUAAUGUGUGGUGGAGGAAAAAUGUGGGAUGACAGGUUAAUCAGAGCCUUAUUCAGACAGGAUGAUGCUGAAGAGAUUUUGAAGAAAAAGGGCUUAAAACCCUUGACUGAUGAUGUGUGGAGUUGUUCCUUUUCUAAGAAGGGAAUUUUCAGUGUCAAAGCAGUGUACCCUAUGCUUCUUAAAUAA